Messenger RNA from Sinocyclocheilus grahami, 408 nucleotides. RefSeq names its product 40S ribosomal protein S27-like. Gene Ontology annotation, biological process: translation. Lineage: Eukaryota; Metazoa; Chordata; Actinopteri; Cypriniformes; Cyprinidae. The transcript has 2 exons. The annotation marks the transcript as partial. Gene Ontology annotation, cellular component: ribosome. Gene Ontology annotation, molecular function: structural constituent of ribosome. The record is from RefSeq and is a predicted model, not a curated record.
UUUGCAGGCUGUUAUAAGAUCACUACAGUGUUCAGUCACGCACAGACGGUGGUCUUAUGUGUAGGAUGUUCUACAGUGCUGUGCCAGCCCACCGGAGGAAAGGCGCGCCUCACAGAAGGAUGCUCAUUCAGGAGAAAGCAGCACUAGUCUCUCAUUAACCAAUAUGCAAGGAUGAGGAAGACCACGGGUGGAGAGACAGGAUUGGCCACUCCACAGGGAUUUCAGUGACUCCGAGGCCGUGUUUCUGAUCUCUAACGGGGCAAUGGAGAUGAAAGCUAAACCGAGAAGAGUGCUAGAAAACUUCAAAUGUCAAAGUGCUGUCUGAACACAGAGCGUGUGAGGUGUAUAACCACCAAACCUGUCUCUCUCUCCCUCACUUACUUUAAAUAAAGGUUCAUUUUUCAUUUA